GAUGUUGGAGGGUGGAUGUUGAGGCCAUCUUGCACCGAGUGAGGCCUGAGGCCUGAGGCUGGCCAUGAGCUUUCUGUGGGCGCUGGCGGGGAGAUGCAGAUGGCAGCCAGCACAGUGCUUGGUUCCCACCAUUUCACCGAACCCCAGCCAUCGGACAGUGUGUAGCUCCGCUCUGUGCCAGCCAUCUGGCCUCCUGUACCCUCCUGCAGGGCAACGAGCGGACACGGCUGGUGGCUUUGCCCCCUGGAUCUUCCCCUGGAGCCGGCAGCAGGUCCGCACGAAGAAGCGGGGCACCGAGUACCAGCCGAAGUUCAUCAAGCGACUGCGGACACACGGCUGGCAGAGGCGCAUCAGCACCCGUGCCGGCAUCGAGCUGAUCUUGCGCAGGAUGCUGAAGGGUCGGAAAUCGCUGACCCACUGACCACAGACGGCCUGUGACCUGCUGCUCUCUGUCUGCCUUGUAUAUAUUGUAUAAAAUUCUUGGCCUGAA
Amblyraja radiata (thorny skate) is the source of this 490-nucleotide messenger RNA. RefSeq names its product mitochondrial ribosomal protein L34 (gene mrpl34). Bases 65 to 421 code for a protein of 118 amino acids. The transcript is spliced from 2 exons. The record is from RefSeq and is a predicted model, not a curated record. Gene Ontology annotation, molecular function: structural constituent of ribosome. Gene Ontology annotation, cellular component: ribosome; mitochondrial large ribosomal subunit. Gene Ontology annotation, biological process: translation. Lineage: Eukaryota; Metazoa; Chordata; Chondrichthyes; Rajiformes; Rajidae.